CCUCUUCUAAAUGUUAUAGGGGACCUCCAUAUGAGCACAUGUAAUUUUAUCUUGAAGUUGGUGAAGAUGAUAAUUUUUAUAUAUGGGACAAUGAACAAUGAGGUGUAUUAUAUCCAUUGGUUCUUGGUUAGGUUAAGACAACUAUUUGUUUUACCGUUUCAUUCCUUUGUAUUAUACAUACUACACAUGGGAGUCUUACAAGUCUUGUGCGUGUUCUUGGUUUAUGUAUUAAAAACUUAAGGCUCCUGGGAGCUGAUAAGUAUAGGCAUGGAGGAAGCUUCUAACUUCAGGAAGGAGUUCUUAGUUUCUCCCAUGGGCCAACUUGAUUGUGUUUUUUAUUAGGCAAGCAAUUAUUUGUCCAGGGUUUUGUUUGGUGUUACUUUCCUGCUUGGUACUACAGGUUUUUCUAGUCUGGUUUGUUCUUAUGGAUUAAGAUACCUUAUAAUAGGAAUGGAUUAGGAUACCUUAUAAAUAGGAAAUCCUGACUUUUUGUGCUUGAUUGAGAUACCUUGUAUGCAACCUGUUUAUUUGAAGUAGUCUUUGAUGCGUACGUGAUUGCAUCUUUGUAGGGGACACCGAAAUCACAAUUUGUUAUUAAAUUUUGUUAGCAAGAUUAAUGACUUCUUUUUUUCCCUACACAUAUUUUCCAGAAAGUUUCUUGUUGAGUAUUCAAAUACACUGACAGUUGAUGGCUUCACUGGAUCUUGGUUCUCCCUGGCCAUCCCAAACAGUCGAAAUCUUUGAUGGAUGUUUUAAUAUACUCAUAGAAGAAGGGAAUUCAGGAGAUAGUUUAGAUUGGCUUGAGGUUCCUGCCACUGCGUUGUGCAACAAGCUGGAUAUACCAAAACCACCUCCGCUUCCUUGUAAAACUGGUGAGAGACCCAAUAAUCCUGCAUGGCCUGCAGACUCUUGCUUUGUUCCAAAGGAAGCAAAAGAUACAUGGGACAGGCUAUAUAGAGAAGGAUAUGGAGCAGAUGUAUGUAUAAUAACAGAAAACAAGGCGACCAUUUCAGCUCAUUACAGUGUUCUGAGUGUUGCAUCACCAGUACUGGGAAAUUUUCUCCAGCAAUCGAUAGUUAAAAAUGGUAUCAGAUAUGUAAAGAUUCCGGGGGUACCUUGUGAAGCUGUCAGCGCUUUUGUACGUUUUCUGUACUCAUCCUGCUAUGAAGAAGAAGAUAUGAAGAAGUUUGUUCUCCAUUUAUUGGUUUUAUCACAUUCUUACUUAGUACCGUCGCUUAAAAGACUCUGUAUACACAUUUUGGAGCAGGGUUGGCUGACUUGCGAAAAUGUGAUAGAUGUGCUUCAGUUAGCUAGGAGUUGUGAUGCAUGGAGGCUCUCUCUCAUUUGUACUCGUAUGGUUGUGAGGGAGUUUAAAACCAUAUCUUCAACUGAAGGAUGGAAAGUUAUGAAACGAACUAAUCCUCCACUUGAACAGGAGCUUCUGGAGUCCGUUGUUGAAGCAGAUUCUAGAACACAAGAGAGGUUGAGGAAAACUGAAGAGAGGAAGGUUUAUUUGCAACUGCAUGAAGCGAUGGAAGCCUUGCUUCACAUCUGCAGGGACGGUUGUAGGACAAUUGGGCCCCGUGACAAAAUGCUGAAAGGAAGCCAGGUUGCUUGUGGUUUCCCUGCUUGCAAAGGGAUCGAGAUUCUAGUACGCCAUUUUUCUGGCUGUAAGACCCGAGUACCUGGUGGAUGUUUACAUUGCAAGCGCAUGUGGCAACUUCUUGAAUUGCAUUCCGGCAUGUGCAAUGAGCCUGAUUGUUGUAAGGUUCCUCUUUGUAGGUAA
This is a messenger RNA of Ilex paraguariensis (yerba mate), 1786 nucleotides long. The record is from the annotation of a GenBank genome assembly. NCBI's taxonomy places the organism in Eukaryota, Viridiplantae, Streptophyta, Magnoliopsida, Aquifoliales, Aquifoliaceae.